Messenger RNA from Funneliformis mosseae, 928 nucleotides. NCBI's taxonomy places the organism in Eukaryota, Fungi, Glomeromycota, Glomeromycetes, Glomerales, Glomeraceae. The record is from the annotation of a GenBank genome assembly.
AUAUCGUUCGUUACUAAAUCGUACGUAUGUUGACGAUAAUGAAUAUUUGCGAUGGUGUCCUGCUCCUAGUUGUGAAUAUGCUAUUGAAUGUCAUGUUCUACCCACUUCACUCAUAAGCAUCGUCCCAACAGUUGAAUGUGCUUGUACACAUCGCUUCUGCUUUGGCUGUGGUCAUCCAGAUCAUCAACCUUCCAUUUGCGCUCUUGUAAGGAAAUGGAUUAAAAAAUGUGAAGAUGAUUCCGAGACAGCUAAUUGGAUUUCUGCUCAUACAAAGGAAUGUGGGAAAUGUCAUUCAACUAUUGAAAAGAAUGGUGGAUGCAACCAUAUGACCUGUCGUAAAUGCAAAUAUGAAUUUUGCUGGGUCUGUAUGGGUCCUUGGUCAGAGCAUGGUACUAGCUGGUACAAUUGUAAUCGUUAUGAUGAAAAGACUAGCAUAGACGCAAGAGAUCAACAAGCAAAGUCUCGUGCUUCUUUGGAACGAUACUUACAUUAUUAUAAUCGAUUUGCAAAUCACGAACAAUCGGCAAAGUUGGACCGUGAAUUGUACAACAAGACUGAGAAAAAGAUGGAAGAGAUGCAACAAACUUCUGAUUUAUCUUGGAUUGAGGUUCAAUUCCUUAAAAAGGCUGUUGAUAUCCUCGUUCAAUGCCGUAUGACGCUCAAAUGGACUUAUGCUUUUGCCUUUUACCUUGCUCGUAACAAUCAAACUGAAAUCUUUGAAGAUAAUCAGCGUGAUCUUGAAAUGGCAGUCGAACAGCUUUCAGAGUUGUUGGAAAAACCUAUCGAGGCCGACAAAAUUGCUGAACUGAAACAACAAGUAUUGGAUAAAACUGUUUAUGUCGGAAGUCGAAGAGAGGUAUUAUUAGAAGAUACCGCCAAAGGAUUGCUUGAAUCCCGUUGGGAAUUUCAAGUAGAUAUUAAAAGUUAA